AAAAGUUUGUAAAAAGAAAAAGAAAAAGAAAAUGAAGCUGCUGCUGUUACGUAAUAUUCUUGGAGUGUAGCCAUCGUUGAUUGCAUUAGUAAAGAGUAUAUAGACUUUUUCAUCUCUGCUGCUGUCUUUGUGGGGUCGCUGGAAAACGGAGUGUUAAUUCAACGUUUGUUUACCUUUCACUGUCUUUGUCUUCCAUUCCUUUGAUGCUCUUUUUUUCAAUUCUUUGUUCGGCACCUCUCUCUUGUUUAUACGUAUUUGAUUAUCUCAAUAAUUUAAUUCCUGUUGAAAAAUGAUGCGAUAAAUCACGCCUGCAAUUGCAGUCAGCUUUGCUGACAUUUUUGGCCUUUUCUUCUUUACCUUUUUACUUAACCCCAGAAAAUCAUGACAUCUCGCUUUCUGUUCAGUUACAGUCCAAUUCUUGAUCUUGGACUUUGGCGUCUUCACUUACUGGAUAUCAACUUCUAUUCUGUUUUAUAAACUUAGCAAGUGGCAGUCUAAAGGAGGAAUCUUUUUGUUGUUUUGGGCAAAGAUAUUUGCUGAAAUGGGUUUCUGAGGAAUAAUCAAGAAUUGAACAUUUUUGUUGAGAUGAAUCUGCGAGAGAAGAGUGGGACUAAUAGAAGCUUGGAUGUGGGAAAGAGAGUGGUGCUUGUUGCUGUGAAAGCUUCAAGAGAUAUAUCAAGAAGUGCCUUUAUCUGGGCAUUAACUCAUGUGGUUCAACCUGGGGAUUCUGUUAAGCUGCUUGUGCUCAUUCCUCCUCAUAGCUCAAGUAAAAGGCUUUGGGGUUUUCCUAGAUUUAACAGUGAUUGCACGAAUAGCAACUGGAGAUCAUUGUCUGGAACAACUUUAGAUCAGAAGGACUUCAUUAGAGAAUCAUGCACUCAAAUGUUGCUUCAACUUCAUGAUAUUUAUGAUCCAGAUAAAAUAAAGGUGAAGGUCAAAGUCAUUUGUGGGUCACAGUCAGGAGUAGUGGCUGCUGAAGCGAGGAGAGUUCAGACACGAUGGGUGGUGUUGGAUAAGAGAAUGAAAAAAGAGACCAGAAUCUGUAUGGAGCAACUACUGGAAUGCAAUAUUGUUCAGAUGAAAAACUCUCAACCAAAAGUGCUUAGGUUGAAUUUCAUCGGAUCGCCUAACACUGACACUGAAGUCUCCCGUAGGUCACAAGCUUCUACAAAACAAUUAGGUGAAAAGUCUGAUGAUCCCUGGAAUGAGAUUCGGGUGCCAAACGUGACUCCAGCAAGUAGUCCAGAGCAUUCAUCAUUCACCACAACUGAUGCUGGGACAUCCUCAAUUUCCAGUGUGGACAUAGGGGCCUCUCCGCUUUUCUUCUCUGAGAUCAAUUGGGAUAUGAAGAAGAGCUUUUCGCAUAAAUGCAAUCAUUAUUCAGAUGAAUCUGAUUCUGACACAGAUAGUGAAAAUCUGACUUCUCCUACAACAAGCAUAUGUUCCCGCCAAUGGAUGCAAGACAUUCUCAUUGCAGCGAAGGAGUAUUCAAGUUACUUAAAGAAAGACUCACCGAGAUCCAGAGGCACAUUGCUAAAGUUGAAGCAUGAUGUUACCCCGGAGAAAUCAUUUGGACGUGAUCAGGACCCUGGAGUUUGUCUAAAGAAAGAAAGACAUCAUCUGGAAGUAAACAGUAAUAUGAGAAAAAUGAUGUCAUUAACCAAAAAUUCUCCUGCUGAUCCUCCUCCACUUUGUUCAAUAUGUCAACACCAGGCACCUGUAUUUGGAAAACCACCUAGGUGGUUCACUUAUUCUGAGCUCGAACGUGCUACUGGUGGAUUUUCACAAGCUAACUUUUUGGCUGAGGGUGGAUAUGGUUCUGUACAUCGUGGACACUUACCAGAUGGACAAGUCAUAGCAGUCAAGCAACAUAAAUCGGCUAGUUCGCAGGGCGACCUUGAAUUUUGCUCUGAGGUGGAGGUCCUGAGCUGUGCUCAGCAUCGAAAUGUGGUGAUGCUGAUCGGCUUCUGUGUGGAGGAUGGAAGAAGAUUGCUAGUUUAUGAAUACAUAUGCAAUGGCUCUUUAGAUUCUCACCUUUAUGGACGUAAUGGACAUCCAUUAAAUUGGUCAGCACGUCAAAAGAUUGCCGUCGGAGCUGCUCGUGGAUUGAGAUACCUGCACGAGGAGUGCAGAGUAGGUUGUAUUGUUCAUCGUGACCUGCGACCAAAUAAUAUCCUCCUAACUCAUGAUUUUGAACCGUUGGUUGGAGACUUUGGACUCGCAAGGUGGCAGCCAGAAGGGGACUUAGGUGUUGAUACAAGAGUAAUAGGAACAUUUGGGUACUUGGCACCGGAAUAUGCUCAAAGUGGUCAAAUAACUGAAAAGGCUGAUGUGUACUCAUUUGGUGUAGUACUAUUGGAACUUGUUACCGGAAGAAAAGCUAUAGACAUUAAUCGCCCCAAGGGCCAACAAUCCCUCAGUGAGUGGGCACGUCCUCUUCUGCGAAAGAGUGCCAUCUCCGUACUCAUCGACCCAUGUCUAGAGAACUGCUACUUGGAGCAGGAGAUUCAUGGCAUGCUACAUUGUGCUUCGUUAUGCAUUCGACGGGACCCUCAUUCAAGGCCAAGGAUGUCCCAGGUACUUCGGAUGUUAGAAGGCGACGUGUUAGUGAACUAACUUUGUAGUAAAAUGAAAAUGGUUUGGAGUUGAUCGUCAAAAGAAGUCAAGUUUGACAUAAGACAAUUGAUCCCAAGCUGACAAUGGCCGUUUCAAAAUAAUGCUCCAACUGUACUGGGGGCUGCAAGAAGAUGCCACAGGCAGAAAGGUUCUCCUAUGUACGAGACAAGGGAAGAUUUUGUUCUCCCACAAUCAUCAACCACAUUUUGUUCCUCUUUUUUUGAUCCACUUUAUGAUCCACGUGCAUUAUAGAUGCUUGUAUAGCAGUGAUAAGUAUGAAUGUGUUAAAAUUAUUUGAUUUGUUAUCCCUAGUAGAAUUAGGGCGAAGCAUUGCAUAUGGGUAUGGCAGUGAAACUGUAGCUUGUCUGUAAUUGUUUUUGGCUUCAAUCUCUCGAAAUGCAAUGGCUUGAAUUCACAGUUUUGUUGAACUUUAUUCUGUUUGCCAGGAACAAAAAGCAGAAAUAACAUGUAAUUGAUUUUCAUAGUUUA
Molecule: messenger RNA, 3105 nt
Organism: Nicotiana tabacum (common tobacco)
Lineage: Eukaryota; Viridiplantae; Streptophyta; Magnoliopsida; Solanales; Solanaceae
Product: inactive protein kinase SELMODRAFT_444075-like
Biological process (GO): protein phosphorylation
Molecular function (GO): protein tyrosine kinase activity; ATP binding
Source: RefSeq, a predicted model, not a curated record